GCGAGUCUUGAGACGGGGCGCAGACUGCGUCAAAGUCGGCGGCGAGGUGGGAGAGUUAAAUCGGGUCGAAACGUCAAUGGCGUGUUCUGUCGCGAAAACAAGAGUGACCCGACGUCAAAGAGUGAUCUUGAAAGUGAUGAUUGUCGUUUUUUGUUGGAAUCCAGUCCUUUGUGGAAAAUAGCCAAAAGUGCCCUCGGGUACAGCGAGGCAACCUUUGUGGGUUGGUGUUGGCGUAUUGAAGGUGGUGAGGCCAAGGUGAAGUGGAGAAAGAAAUGA
Molecule: messenger RNA, 276 nt
Organism: Cryphonectria parasitica EP155
Lineage: Eukaryota; Fungi; Ascomycota; Sordariomycetes; Diaporthales; Cryphonectriaceae
Exons: 1
Source: RefSeq, a predicted model, not a curated record